Labrus bergylta (ballan wrasse) is the source of this 7579-nucleotide messenger RNA. RefSeq names its product SAM and SH3 domain containing 1a (gene sash1a). Gene Ontology annotation, molecular function: protein binding. NCBI's taxonomy places the organism in Eukaryota, Metazoa, Chordata, Actinopteri, Labriformes, Labridae. The record is from RefSeq and is a predicted model, not a curated record.
CAAGGACAUCAAUUUGAGCUGUGCGUCAGGUUUAACGUGCGCCCUUUCUCCGGUCCAACUUUGUCCAAGUCGGUGGAAGCCCGGCGAGUCAGUCUGCGCUCCCGAGGCGGCGUGACAAGUUUGGAAAGAGGGGGAAAAAAGAGACUCGCAUCACUAUUUUUAAAUGUGAGAUUUUGGGGGCGUGGACGGCAGAGGAGCAGCGCUGAGCAUGUUGGCUCCUGGCUGCAGUUCCAGUGUGGUGAUGUGCCGGCUGGAGGAGGAACCCGACUACGCGUAGACUGAGCGAUCGGACGCGGAACUGUAUUGUGUCUGUCAAACCUCUGGACCCGAAUUUCUGUCAUUUUCAAAGCCCAUUUGGAUUUGUUACUUCAAUGCGCCGCCGUUGGGCGUUACAGGAGAUUUUCAGGAAGGAUAAUAAUCCGUGAAAACGUUUUGGAAGACGCAGCAGACGCCGUGCGUAACUGACGAAAUCUCGUCAAACAGCAAUUUGAAUGACAAUAGUUUGAGGCAACUGCGCUCUUAUUUGUCAAAGGCAUCAUUUUUGAAACCGACUGUGCGUGGUGAGUCAACGUGGGGGAGUAAAUUUGAUGUUUUCAAAUGACAUUUUGGAUUUGUCAAGUGGAACUGAAGUGAUUUUCAUUUGUAAAUAUUGACAGGUGUAGAAGUCAUUCUGACCGUGCUAGGAACAGCAUUUCAUUCACUUAAAGCUCUCUCUUUAUGGCUUAAAACAACGCGGACUCUAGAGGAUGGGAUGGUAACCAAACCAUCGGUAUGGAUGAUCCAAACACUGUGUAAUCCAGUUUUAUUUACUUUCCAAACACUAAGUGAAAGCGCACGUUUGAUUACCGAUCUUAUAAUGCGUUUGAAACGUUGACUGGGAAAGUCACCAUCACUUGUGCGUCUUUUACCGAGUUGUAGCCGAUAAGGCAACAGCCAAAAUGACAAGCAACGGACCUGUCAUCGUCUACGAGUGGCUGAAGACCCUCCAGCUUGCUCAGUAUGUUGAGUCCUUUGUGGAUAAUGGGUACGACGAUCUGGAGGUUUGCAAACAGAUCGGAGACCCGGACCUGGAUGCUAUCGGCGUGUAUAUCCCUCACCACCGGCAGAGGAUCCACGACGCGGUCAGGAGGCUGAAAGAGGACGCCCAGGAGACGGCCAGUGGACUCUACUUCACCCUGGAGCCCAUGCCACCUGCGGCUGAGAUUUACACCAGCCACAUGGUGGACCAGUACGAGUCCAGACUGCGGGGAUCCAAGUCCUGGACCGAGCCCAACAGUGACCGUGUGGGGCGUAAUGGUGGGUACUUGGGCGCGCAGAGGAACCUGACGCUCGGCAACAGGAGGGAGCUGGUGGUUUAUCCCAAGCUGAAGCUGAAGAUCAUGAUCAGGGAUAAGCUCAUCAGAGAUGGCAUCAACCUGGCUAAGCCUCCCUACUCUAAUAAGGAUGGUUCUCUGGGCAACAUAGAUGACCUUGCCCAGGAGUAUUCUGAGUACUACAACACCUGCUUCAGCGACGUCAACGACCGCAUGGAGGAGCUACGCAAAAGACGAGUCUCCCAAGAGCUAGAUAUGGAGAAACAGGACCCAAGCAGCACAUCCCUGCAGCUUCGUUCAGAGAUACAGGAGUCUUUAGGCUUCAGCAGCGAGGUGUCCACUCCAGAGACAGACAGAAAAAUGCCUCUGCACAAAUCCAGCUCUGAAGAUGGCUCUGGAGGUAAAUGGGACAAUAAGAAGAAGAACAAAUCCUUUUGGCAGAACUUCCGCAAGUCUCAGCACAAACCAGUUAUGCGGCAAACAUCCAAAGGAGAAGACAUUGGCUAUGUGGCCAGUGAGAUCACCAUGAGUGAUGAAGAGCGAAUUCAGCUAAUGAUGAUGGUUAAAGAGAAGAUGAUCACAGUGGAAGAAGCUCUAGCUCGGCUGAAGGAGUAUGAGCGCAGCAGACAGUCCAGCAGUACUGAAACUGCAGAGUGGACUGAUGGAUCUGCGGCCAAUCUUAACCAGUCCUCAAACUGCAACUCUCGUGAGCAGUCAGACGAUGAGCAAUCAGAGGAUUCUGUGAAGUUCAAGCGGCUCCACAAGCUGGUUAACUCGACCCGUCGGGUCAGGAAAAAACUCAUCAAGGUGGAGGAGGGCAAGAAACAUGGCUCUGAAGAUUUUCUGAAUUUGGAGUCACCCCCCACCUGUGAGGACAACACAGCUUUGUACACUGGGGUCCUAAAAAAGCCCCCUCUGCCCCAGGAGAUCUCCCUGCCAUCCCUCACCCAGGACCAGCUCUCUCUGGAUGGGGACACAGACAGUCUGACCAACUCCCCUUCCUCCAGUAGCCUGGACACCUGGUCUGGACACAAGCUGGUCAAAACCUUCAGUAAGUCUUCCAGCACCCACGGCCUCAUCCGCCCGCCCAAAAGAAGGGAGGCCGGAGGCUCCGUCUCCGGCGUGGGAGAAAGUGGCUCUUCUUUCUCGGAGCUGGAUGGCUGUGGAUUGGACGAGGAGGGAAAGCUGUCACGCUCCACGACAGACAGCGAGAUGCGGAAGGCCCUAAGCUCAAUCUCCCAUGGGAGAACGUGCAGCUUCGGGGGCUUUGACCUGUCCAACCGAUCGCUCCAUGUUGUCAACACAAGCUCAGAGGGCAACAAUAAAGACCAGGAGGCCAUAUACAGAGAAGUGGUCAAGUCCCCUACCACGUCUCGGAUCUCACUGGGCAAGAAGGUCAAGUCGGUCAAGGAGACGAUGAGGAAACGCAUGUCGAAGAAAUACAGCAGCUCCUUGUCUGAGCAGUCGAGUCCAGAUGGAACUCCUGGCUCCCCUCAGUCCCCGCAGCCCGACACUGACUCUCUGGAGAAGCCGAAGCUGAAGGCCGGAGGCUCGGUGGAAAGUCUGCGGAGUUCACUCAGCGGACAGAGUUCAAUGAGUGGUCAGACGGUGAGCACCACAGAUUCGUCAGCCAGUAACAGAGAGAGUGUGAAGUCGGAGGAUGGCGAUGACGAAGAGCCUCCAUACAGAGGACCCUUCUGUGGCCGCGCUCGAGUCCAUACAGACUUCACACCGAGCCCGUACGACUCCGACUCCCUCAAACUGAAGCGUGGAGAUGUGAUUGACAUAAUAAGCAAGCCGCCCAUGGGAACCUGGAUGGGCCUACUGAACAACAAAGUGGGCACCUUUAAGUUCAUCUAUGUGGACGUGCUGAGUGAAGAAGAGGAGAAGCCGAAAAGGCCUGUGAGGAGGAGGAGGAAGGGCCGACCCCCCAAGCCCAAAUCAGUGGAGGACCUGCUGGAGCGCAUUAACCUCAAGGAGCACAUGCCCACUUUCCUGUUCAACGGCUACGAGGACCUGGACACAUUCAAGCUGCUGGAAGAGGAGGACCUGGACGAGCUGAACAUCAGAGACCCUCAGCACCGAGCUGUGCUGCUCACCGCCGUCGAGCUGCUGCAGGAGUACGACAGCAGCAGUGAUCCGGAGCGCAGCGGCCUGUCGGGCUCCCAGGAGAAGCUGCUGUCGGAAGGGCGGGGCUUGGUGGGAGACUCCCCGAGAGACUCAGGCUGCUACGAGAGCAAUGAAAACCUGGAGAAUGGCAAGAGCAAAAAGACCUCCCGAUGCAGUCGUUCCUCAGCAGGUCUCCAGUCUCCGGACUACCCCACCCUGCCCAUGACCCUUUCAACAGAGGCGUUGCAGCAGAACGGCAAGAACCAGCGCAGCAAGUUCUCAAAAAGCUUCUUCAUCAAACCCUCCCUGAAGGGCUUCAACCUGCUGGGGCUGCGUAAAGCACAAAGACGGUCCCCCAUCCCGGCCAGCCGCAGCUGUGAGGACCUGGAUGUUCCUCUGCAGUCUGCUGGACCCUUUAAACGCUCCCACUCUCUCGGAGAUCUGCAGAACUAUGAACGGAAGGAUCUAGGGGUGGAGCUAAAACUUGCAAAGGAAGGACCCAAAUCCGGCAACAGUAGUCCAAACAGAGUCUUCAGAGAGGAGGCUUCUCAAAACCAGAAUGGGACUCCAACACUGAGCCCGAAAAGAAGGGCAGAUCGACCACCCAUCCCCUCCCAGCUGCCUCUUCGCCCCCCUUGUGCCGCUACCCAGUCCCCAAAUCCAUCAGAGCUAUCCAGUCCUACUCCCAGUCCACCCGAGUCAAGCGGGGAGAGGGUCAUCCGGACUCAUCCAAAAAAGCCGCCCGUCCCGCCUCCUGUUCCUGCCAAGAAGUCUAAGGAAAGAUUAGCCAACGGCCUGCGCCACCCCCCUCCUCUCUCCCUGCCUUCUUCACCGUCUCCCACCCCUUCACCCACCCAUUCUUUCGCCAGGUCUCACCCUAGCAGCCCCAUAAUCCGUAGUAGCAGCAGCAGCCCCAGCCACAGUCCCAGUGCCCCUGCUCUGCCCGCCAAGACCCUGAGCAACCCUGCCAGCCCCUGUACCACCACCUCCUCUGCCUCAUCCAUGGGCGAGGACUUAGGCAGUCCUCCGGCUGUGCAGCCUCCAUGGAUGUCAGACUUUGGGGGUAAGGUGGCAGUUUCAAGGAAGGCUUCACACACAAAAAUGAUCCCCGACCUGCUAACCCUUCUGGAACAACGGCUGGAGGCCGAGGGCAUUGAUUUGACGGAGGAGCCCUACUCUGACAAGCACGGCCGGUGUGGAAUCCCGCAGCCGCUGGUGCAGCGUUAUUCUGAGGAUCUGGAGCAGCCUGUCAAAGACGUGGCCUCGAACAUGGACCAGCUCCGAGUCAGAGAACUUCGUAAACAACACCGCAUGGCUAUUCCAUCUGGAGGUCUAACAGAGAUGUGCCGUAAACCUCUGCCUCCAGGUAACAUCCGCACAGUCUCUGAUUGGCUCAUCUCCAUCGGCCUGCCAAUGUACACAAGCUCUCUGACGGCGGCAGGAAUCGACACGCUGAGUCAUGUGGCCUUGUUAACGGAGAGGAGUGUGUGGGAGGCCGGGGUCCGGGAUGAAAGACACGCCCACCGACUUGUCAGUGAGGCACGAUUGGUCAGCGCACACAGACAGGUGCAGUCCUAAGUGUGUGGGCAGAGUCACUUAAAAAAACAGGUAUCAAGUCACUGGUCAGUGCCAUCUCAUUUAAACAUGGUUAGUAGGCGAAAGGCAAAUUGGCAACAAGACUUGAUUAUCACGCAACUGACCACAGCACUACAUUACUUCCUGUCUCGCACGUGUCAGAUGACUCAAAGCGAGCUAACCCUAAUCUCCAAUUUUCUCUCUUCAUCACUUUUCUCAAAUGUUUACACCAUUGAAGGGUUUUUUCUCCUGAGAGCCAAGACAGGAUGUCUGAUUAUUGCCUUUUCAAGAUAAAAGACUCACUGUGUGGGAUGGCUUCCACUCUUGAGGACACCCCCGAAAGUCUUAUAAUAAAGACUUGGAUUUGCCUUGAAGGAACAUUGCACACUCUUUUUGUAGGAUGGAUGUUUUUUAAGAUACAGAAAAAGGUGGUUUACUUCCUGCAUAUUUCAUAAGUGCUUCAUUUCCAAGUGUUUUGUGGCAUGGGGCCACAUUUUUCUGAGGGUCUUUUUAAGGAAGUAGCUCAGCCAAAGUGAUUUACUCCUCACUCAACACAUCAUUGCCACAUACAGGAAUUCAGCAAACUUCAUAUCUGGACUUUUAACCAACUAAAUACAUACACAAACUUUUAAGUUACUGGUCAUUUUGAGAAGGUAUGUUUUGUAUAAUUUUCUGUAUUAUAGGAUAAUGCAUAUCUUGAUUUUAAAAUGAUUUAUAUGCUAAAAUGUGUUUGUCUUUUGAAUGUUGCAGCCUUAUGUUGAGACAAGCUCUUGGUCAUUGCUAAGCUGAAACAGCUGACAUCACACUUUUAUAUUUCCAGUAUACUUAAUGUCCGCUUCUACUUUCUGUAUUUUGGAUGCACAGAAAGCGCUUUUACUUCAGUAAUCAAUAUCCCAUUUUACAGCAACAAUACAUUCCCUGUGUAUACAAGCACAUAUUGCGUUGCCUUACCAUUAUUAAAUACAACAUAUGUAUAGUUUUGACUAUUGCAUGACUGAGGUUAAAUUGUGCAAGCCUUUUCAUUCUGAAUGUGUCUGAGAAAAAAUUUUGUGAUUUUACGACCUCACACUCCACCGGAUAAUUUCAGUGAUGCACAUUUCUGUGGAACCGCGAAAAAUUCCUCUGAUGGAAUCGUGUUUUCUAUACUUUGCGAAGCCACAAAACCACAAGCCCGACAUUGACGUCGCCCCAUGUUUAACAUUCCUCUAACAUCCCAAAGCUCACUGUACAUAGUCCAUGUUGUGGGACGAAGAGAAAAUAUUUCAACGACACAGCUGAUAUCUGCGCCGUCAUAUAUGGAAUUUAUUGGACUGUCUACAGUGUUGAGGAAUUAGUUUUAUAGCUGAUAAAAUGCUGUUUGGGACUUUUUUUUUAACAUAAUGUAUCCAUGAUCAAUGCUGGACUGGAAUUCUUAAUAGGAUUUUUGUUAAAGACGAGGGUAGAUGGUAAAAACGGUUAUAUCAGCAGAGCAGAUGACCUCAAAGGUCAGCGUACACAUUAUGACACGAAGUAGUCUCGCAAAUCAGGGAGAAUUAUGUAAGAAGAGCUUGUUGUGAAAAAAGACUAUGGGAAAAUAAAUUAAACCAGAAAUUAAUUAUUUAGCAAACAUUAAAGAAUGUGCUUUUUUCUCCUUGAAUUUCUAACAGUAAAGUUUUGUCUUUCACCUUCAGAGAUGAAAAAAAAGACAUGUUCCAAGGAUUUAACAAUUGAAAUUUGAGAAGGUGGUUCUAUUCUUUUAUUUUUUUUACUUAAGGGUUUUUUUUUUUCUUUCUCUCGUUUUGAAUUGAAAACAUUUUCCAUGAUUUCAUUUGUAAUUAUUUGACCAAGUAUUAUUCCUGAAAUUUGCAGAUUUAGUUUAUUUCAAGGUGCAAAAAGUUUGAUGCCUUUUUAUUUUUCUUUCUUCAAUCAAAGUGGUGCUCUGAGAAAGCGAGUAGGGUGAGGGCCGGGUCUUUAAAAAAAAGAUUUAAAAAAAGAAGAAGCAAAAGACCCAACAAGUGUUUUGUAAAAAUGAAAAUACUGACACUGUAAAUGCACUUUAGAGGAGAAAACAAGCUGUUUUAUAAAAGCAAAUUGGCUACAUUUUGUUCACAUGUCCAUAAAUGGACGCUUGUUGUCAGGUUUAAAGGGUUUAAAGUGGGCUAUGCUGGUGUUUUAUUUUAGUUCCCAUUGCCAAGUUUUCUAACCAUUCACGGGUUAACCUGCUCAACCUCUUCACUCCCGGCUUGUUUUUGCAUACUUACAAAAAAAAAAGAAUUCUUAAUUACAUAUAUGAAAUGGUUAACAGAAGUUGCACAUUCUGUAUAUGUAAUUGAUAUUUAAAUAACUUAUUUUAGCUUUUUAUUUCUUAUCACCUGUAAUUAGCUGUACUAUAUGAAUAGCAAUACCUUCCUGCAUAAUGCAUAUUGCUUUAGCCAGUGAGGAACUACAGUAUGUAUUGUAAAAUAUCUGUACAAAUUAUUUUAUUUGGUUUUCAUCUACCUAAUGAUUGUCCAUACAGAUUUGCUUGUGUAUUGAAACAACAAAAAGUAAUGUCCAUAGCUAUUUGUCAUUCUGAAACAUAAUAAAAACUGUUUCUUGCCAUA